Messenger RNA from Myripristis murdjan (pinecone soldierfish), 2367 nucleotides. RefSeq names its product guanylate cyclase soluble subunit beta-2-like. The transcript has 15 exons. The coding region runs from base 1 to 2367 and encodes 788 amino acids. NCBI's taxonomy places the organism in Eukaryota, Metazoa, Chordata, Actinopteri, Holocentriformes, Holocentridae. Gene Ontology annotation, biological process: cGMP biosynthetic process; response to oxygen levels. Gene Ontology annotation, molecular function: heme binding; guanylate cyclase activity. Gene Ontology annotation, cellular component: guanylate cyclase complex, soluble. The record is from RefSeq and is a predicted model, not a curated record.
AUGUCGGCGCGGCUGAAACCCCCUGCUGCAUCCUAUGGAUUUAUCAACACCUGUUUGAAAUCACUGGUAGUUGAAAAGUUUGGCGAGGAGACGUGGACCAAGCUCAGGGAUGAAGCUGGAGUUCAGGAUACCUUCUUGACAUAUGAAGUCUAUGAGGAUGAAAUCACCAUGCAGUUAGUGACAGAAGCCUGCAGGUUGCUAGAAAUGAAACCAGAGUUGGUCUUGAACCAGUUUGGAGAAUAUUUCUUUGAAUUCUGUAAGCGGUCUGGCUAUGAUCACAUGCUGCGGACUCUGGGGGGAGACCUGUUUGAAUUCAUUGAAAAUUUGGAUGCACUUCACAGCUACCUCGCCCUCUCGUACAAGGAAAUCAAUGCACCAUCAUUUCGGGUGGAGAAGAACCAGGAGAACACAAUGUUUCUCCACUAUUACUCAGACCGCAGGGGGUUGUGCCACAUUGUCCCCGGCAUUAUUGGAGCUGUUGCUAAAGAUUUUUUUAAUAGUGAGAUAACAAUGGAGAUUGUCAACCAGCUAGAGGAGCUGGGGAGGACUGGGAAAAAAGAACACGUGGUUUUCCUGGUCACCCAGCAGCCAGCUACCACUGCUGCUGGCUCCAUUGUGGUCAGUAACACAGAUGGGCCCUCCAAACUGACAAAAUCCCUCCGACCUCAGAUUGGCAGAUGUAAAACCAUGAUCUUGAGCAAAGAGCCCAUCAUUCAAAAGAGUUCCAGUGUAAGCUUUUCUGUGUACAGGAGUCACUGGGAGACAGUCAGGGAUCUGGUCCGCCUGGGGAAAGGGAAACUAUUGAAAGGUUUUCAGCCAGUCUACCCUAGGAGUCUUAACAUUGAUCUGAAGACUUUCUGCAAUGUUUUCCCCUUCCAUAUAAUCUUCAAUGAGCAGCUGGUGGUGUGUCAGGCUGGGGUGAACCUCCAGAGGAUCGUCCCUGGACUCCAGACUGUGAACAUCCACGUGGACCAGUAUUUCAGCAUCAUGCACCCUGAGGUCCCCUUCACCAUCUCCAGCAUUAGGACGUUCAUCAACAGCCACUUUGUCCUGCAGACACGCAGAGACAUGAUGCCCAGGGCAUGGAGGGACAGGCCCAUGCUGCAGCUCAGAGGUCAGAUGAUCUGGAUGUCCUCUCUUGGCUGUAUGCUCUAUCAAGCCUCUCCACUGCUGAGAAGCCUUCAGGAGCUGGAGGAGAGACACAUGCACAUUUCUGACAUUGCACCUCAUGAUGUUACCCGUGACCUUAUUCUGCUCAAUCAGCAGCGGCUGGCUGAAAUAGAGCUGUCAAAUCAAUUGGAGAGGAAGAAGGAGGAGCUCCACCUCCUGUCUCAGCACCUGGAGGAGGAGAGGAAAAAGACAGAGAACCUGCUGUAUGCUAUGCUGCCCAAACAUGUGGCCAACCAGCUCAAAGAGGGCAAGACUGUAGAAGCAGGAGAAUUUAAAGAGUGCACCAUACUGUUCAGUGACGUGGUGACCUUCACUAAUAUCUGCACCCAGUGUGAACCAAUCCACAUCGUCUUAAUGCUCAACUCCAUGUACCUCCGGUUUGACCGACUUACAACUGUGCACAAUGUCUACAAGGUUGAGACCAUAGGCGAUGCCUAUAUGGUGGUGGGUGGGGUUCCUAUUCCUGUCUCCAGCCAUGCUGAGAGGGUGGCCAACUUUGCCCUGGGUAUGAUCUUGGCAGCCAGGGAAGUCAUCAACCCUGUAACUGGAGGACCCAUUCAGAUCCGUGUGGGUCUUCACAGCGGUCCUGUGCUAGCAGGUGUGGUUGGAGAGAAGAUGCCUCGCUACUGUCUGUUUGGAGACACUGUCAACACUGCCUCUCGCAUGGAGAGUCACGGCUUGCCUAACAAGAUCCAUCUCAGUCCAAGUGUCUACCAGUCUCUGAGGGAUAAAAACUUUGUCAUCCAGAAGCGAGGAGAGAUCGAGGUGAAGGGGAAGGGCAGGAUGACCACUUACUUUCUCGAAAGGAACAUAGGAGUCAGUGAGGAACAGAUUAUGGGUUUCCCAGUCCUUGACCCUGGCUCUGGGCAGGAUCAUGGCCAGAUAAGCUACCGACCAAGUCUCUGGAGACCAGGGGCGCCGGCUAUCAAGACCCGGGAUUCAGAAAGCUAUGGAAGUCUCCACACUGAUGACCAGUCAGAGGAUGGAGUUCAAGAUCAAUUAAAAGAGACAGAUGAAACACAGAUGAAACAUUUUGGCCAAUUAGAAACCAAACAUGAGGAGCAACAGUUAGAUGAUUUAGUUGAUGACAGACAUCAGGCCAUAGUGGAACAGCAGGGGAACAUUACUGCUAUGGGAACGUCUCCCCCCAACAAUCAGAACAAACGUGCCAGAACCAGGAUCUGUGUGAUCCUGUGA